CGGCGCAAGAGGACAGGUUGACGACAGCAGCCGAGCUGGUUAGUUAGCCGUGUCGUUUAGCACCUGCAGGAGGAGGGCCGGGUCGUGGGGAGGUCCUCGUCUGGUCCUGCAGUGCAGUGCCGGCCCGCGUAUAGCCUCACCCGGACGCGUCCUAACCUUUCUGUCGGCUCGCCCCGCCAGCCCCGCCUUGCCCCGCCCUCCGGAGCGGCGGCGGCCCUUUUCGUCGGCGAGGUCUCCUCUCUCCUCUCCUCGCCCCUCACUGCCCCUGGAGCCGCUACGGCUCGGCGCCCCCGAGCUCGCCCCCGGGCCGGCUUACACCCAGGCGUCGUCAUGGACUCGCUGCACUCGGAGUACCGGAGCACGUACCGCUGGCACGAGUACACGGGCCCGCGGCCCCGCCAGGAUGACGUGGUCCGGGGCCAGCCGCCGCCCUCCAGCGGCCCGGGGCCUGCACCGGAGCCGGAGCCGCCGCGCCUCAGGCCGCCCGGCGGAGCGAGGCGGGUGGCGCACGAGGACCACCUCAGGGCAGACGCCCCGGACAACUCGGAGCCCAUCCUGCCCCGGCGUCGGAAACACCCUCUGCUCGCGUACCGCUGCCAUGAGGUGUUCGGGCUCACGGCCGCCGCCUCAGAGGACUGCCUCGACUCGUCCGACCGCUUCCGAUCGGCGGAGCGGCUGUCCCCUCGCGGGCGGGGUGGACGUCGCAGCAGGUCCGAGGGGCCCCCGGGGUGUCCGCAGAGCCCCUCCGGGAGCCCCUCCGGGAGCCCGGGGCCCCACCAGCCCCGGCCCCACAGGGGCGCCCACCGGGCCGGCCGGGGGCCCCGGGCCGUGACCGCCCUUAUACAGCAGACGCACACCGCGCACAGCGACUCGGAGCCCGACGAGGGGCUGGUCCCGGACAUGUCGCGGUCAACGCCGAGGAAAGCUGUCAAGAUGGUAGCCGCGGGGUCGGGCGAGGGCACGGGCGCCAACCUGCCCGCGGCCGGGCUCCCCACGGAGCGGGCCGCGCUCCGGUCGGCCUCGGACCGGUACAGCUGCGGCCAGGAGUUCAGGCGGCGCGCGCAGCAGCCGCAGGGCCAGGGGCUGCCGCCGCCCGCGCCGCAGCAGGCGCAGCAGCAGCAGCAGGCGCAGACCAGGAUGGAGGCCGCGGUGCACAACGCCGUGCUCGCGGCCAGCCGGCCCGCCGCCGGCAAGAUGUCGGGCAUGGCGCAGACGGCGAACAUGACGGCGCCCAGAAAGUCGCUGUCCAUGGGCGCGCUGCGGGCGCGGGAGCAGCAGCGGUCCAGGGUCGCCGAUCAGGACAGGACCGACGACGCGGGCGAGUCCGAGCCGCUGAUGGCCUCCCAGGACCACGGCGACGCCGACGACAUGCGCGGCGAGGAGAAGAUCCGCGAGGACAACAUCGGCAAGGAUGACAAGACACGCCUCAGGAAGGAGUUCAAGACGGAGUACAAGAAGAAGUUCCGGCCCUUCUCGCAGUACGAGUACGUGGAGGGGCGCUUCAUGAAGCGGCGCGAGGACGAGCAGGCGCCGGCCGAGCAGCCCGAGCCGGCGCAGCAGCAGCAGCCGCAGAAGCCCUGGUACGCGGAGGUGAUCGAGCUGCGCAGGAAGGCGGGCGAGUACAAGCACCGCGGCUGGGGCACGGAGCUGGCGCCCGAGCACAUCGCCGAGCUGUACAGCAAGCAGAUGCUGCUGUGGGAGCAGGUGUCGCGCCGCUCCUCGCUGUCGGCGCUCUCGCUCGCGGCCGUCGCCUCGCCCCGCUCCAUCUCCAAGGAGGAGAAGGAGCGCGAGAACUCGCGCCGCACCUCGCCCACCAAGGCCGCCAGCGUGUCGGGCCACCAGGCCUCGGCCCGCCAGCAGCGGCCGCACACGGCGCAGCCCAAGCUGCCCGGCGUGCACGAGCGCAGCAAGUCCGAGAAGGCGCGCAAGAGUGAGAAGUUGGAUGACAACAAGAGAGAGGGAGCACCCAGAUCAUCGAGGAAAGAGUUCCCUCUGAGACAUCACUUGGAGAGGACCACAGGAGCAGAAGACGGCGCCCUGCUCCUGUCUCCGACCCGCGAGAAGCUGGAGCCCGUGACCCCCCGGCGCAAAGAGGAGCCCUCGGCCAGCCCCAAGAGAUCCCCCGGCCUCGCGCAGACAGGUCGCUCGCAGUCGCUGGGCCCAGGAGGGGCUCCUGAAACACGAUCGCCCAAGAGGAUCCCCAGAGCGCCGGCUAGCGCCGCACCAGCCGAGAGGCGCCCACGGCCAAGUAAGUAUUUGUGGUUUACUGAAAAAAUUAAGAAUUUUGUUUUCAAAUAAUGAUAUUAACGUUACCUUGUAUUUAAGUGCAGAACGUCGAUAGUUUAUAAAUCUAUGCUUGACGAUAAUAGUGCAGUCGAUAUUCAAAGCAGCAAAUUAUAUCUAUUUACGUCAAACGUCCAGAACAAAAAAUUUACAGAAUUCCAAAAUAUACCGUAAAUAACGUCGUGAAGAAUUGUGCCAAACGAUAUGCCAGAAAAAACUUACUAUUUUCCGGUAUUACUGUAGCAUAGGUUAUCCAAUCUUCGAAAAACAAUAAUCUCACGAGAUGGUUUUGAGUCUUCAAGUUAAUAGCAUUAUAAAAAUAGUUUUAUGAUGGUCAACUAUCCAGCGACAAUAGAAAUAGUCAUCGUUCGGAUAUCUGUACGAUAUUACUUCCGAUAUCCGUACAAUAUUAUUUCUCUUUCUUUUUCGGUACUUCUUCGACCAUUUGAUAGACAGUUAUAGGAAUGUCGUCGGCUUGGCACACAUUUUUUUCUUUGUUCAGUUGUAUGUAUUUCAUUUUUCACGGGACAGUUAAAGGUGCAAGCACCUCACGUUACUUUUGCCGAAUAGCCCAUUGCGAAAUGACACUGGAAACGAUUACGGAACGAUAACGUCAAUUGAUCAUUUUCAACGUCGUUUCGAUACCGUUAGGACAUUUCGUUUCGCAUCGGGUGACACUCCGGUACGCGGCUUCUCUUUCUUAUUUCUGUCAAUCUGUGUCUGUGUUUACCCGCAUGCAGUUCUUCUACAGCAGUUUGCUUCAAAAUUAAAUGUUUUACAUAUCCUCUCGACUUCUAUCGAUGUGUAGCUUUACGAGAGUGUGGAGCAAUAGAGUUGGAAGACAUUAUAACGUCUAAGGCGCAGUCGGGUCGGUGAGCGAUCGGCCAGAGUCAGAUUGUCAUUUCUAGAUACUUUCACCGAUAUCCGGAUCAAGUCUAGGGCACGAGCAUGAGUUAGAAUUUUUCAUAGACUUGGCUCGGAAAGAAGCGUGACCAAAUAUUUUCAAGGAUCAGGCUAUAAAAACGAUUGCUCCUCAUUCAAAGGUUUUGUGUGUUAAUAGCUUAAAAAACAUUUUAUUUAUUUGUGCACAGGGUGUUUCUCUACUAACUUUUGUUACUAAGUGCUAAAGCCAACUUAGAUAAGCGGUACAUACAUAGAUUAGAAUACCAUCUAAUAAUUGAUUGUUUCACCUAGUAUGGCACUAUCAAUUGUUUCAUUGAUCAGGGAACACAGUUGUAUCAUUCAUUUAGACUGUGACAGCUGUUCGUUUUUGUUUCGUUUUGUUUUAACCGUGGCAAUAAGUUAGAGCCAGUUGAUUUAAUAUUCUCAAUGGAAAGCACUAACGCCAAGUAAAGUACCCACUCAAACAGACCAAUAGUGGGAUGGUCAGCCGUACCGGCAGACUAUUUCCCAUGAGCACUCCAUGCAACCAAGUAGCUUUUCCCUUGUCUGGUCGAAUGUAGAUAGUUUACUUUGUGACGCAUUCGAGCCGGCAGCUCCUCGUGGCGUCGCCAGGAGGCCCGCCUUUGGGCCCUUUUCGCUGAUAAACAAUCGGCAUAAAAA
Molecule: messenger RNA, 3846 nt
Organism: Frankliniella occidentalis (western flower thrips)
Lineage: Eukaryota; Metazoa; Arthropoda; Insecta; Thysanoptera; Thripidae
Exons: 12
Coding region: 331-2298 (655 amino acids)
Biological process (GO): negative regulation of centriole replication
Molecular function (GO): microtubule binding
Source: RefSeq, a predicted model, not a curated record